Messenger RNA from Talaromyces rugulosus, 1605 nucleotides. RefSeq lists its product as uncharacterized. The transcript has a single exon. Bases 1 to 1605 code for a protein of 534 amino acids. Lineage: Eukaryota; Fungi; Ascomycota; Eurotiomycetes; Eurotiales; Trichocomaceae. The record is from RefSeq and is a predicted model, not a curated record.
AUGAAAAGCCAUAUUAAUUCUCGCAGGAUCGUAUCCUCGCCGCCAUUCACCUUUUUGGUCGGCAAAGAUCACGCCAAACUGACCAUCCAGUCCGGCCUGGCCAGACAUGUCUCGAAGCCAUUAGACCACCUCAUGAACAAUGGGCAGACGCGCGAGUCAAAGCAUCGUAUCGCCGUGCUAGAGGACGAAGAGGUCGAGGUCUUUGCUGCUUUCACUCAGUAUGCAUAUACCGGCGAGUAUACGGUGCCGCAACCGAGUCCACAGAGCCAACCCCCGCAGCAGCAACAGCAGCAGAGGGAACCAAAAGAGCAAAAAGAGCAAAAGGACGAGCCUGAAGCGCCACCACCCUCGCUAAGACAUCUUGCUUUGCGCACUCAUUCCGUGGCUUCUUUUUUACCUCCCCCGGCGCCGACUCCUCCCCCCGCAGAACGAGGUGAUUUGAGAAGACUACCGCGACACGAGCAGCUCGGAUUGGACUGGGAAAAUCCCUUUGAAGAGGCUGUUGAGACGCAGAAUGAGCAGGUCACGCCAGAGGAACCAUCCCUGCUAGAUGAACAGGUCGAAAGACCUGUAUUCGGACCAAAACCGGAAGAACCAGAAGAGGAAGAACAAUCAUUCAACCAACCAUCAAGAAAGGCUAGCAAAAAGGACAAGAAGAAAAAGAAGAAAGGAGUCGCUGCCGCUGCCGCCCCAGAACCACCUCCAGUUGAGGAAGCAGCUCCAGUAGCAAACCUCACUCCACCGAGUACGCCGCCUUUUGAAAGCAAGGAUAUCGAGGAAGCCCCAACCCGGCCCCGGCUCCAAGUUGAACAGCAGAAUGACCCGGACAACGAUUGCGCUAUUGAGACGGACCCCGGAGAGGAUUUUCAGGAUGGCCCGUCUGGCGCUGACGCGGACUGGUGGGAUCGGCCUCUCUCGCCUGGCGCUGUGGAUGGCAGGGCUGGAGACCGUGAUGCUCGACGGCUGCAGCACUCGGCGCAAGCGCCAAUGAUUGACACCUCGUUCGCGACACAGCGAAUCUCGGCUCCACGGAGGAAGGGAAUUAGCUCGUGGGAGGAAUUCGCCUCGUUGGAAUACUUCCAUCGACCUCCCUCGCCACCGGCCGAACCCGAAGUAGAAGUGCCCUAUAUCCUCUUCCACGCCAAGGUCUAUGUGUUUGCAACACGCUACCUAAUCUCCGGCCUCGCUCAGCUGUGUCUAAAGAAGCUGCACCGUCAACUCCUCGACUACGCGCUGAUCCCUCCGUCUGAGAAUGACAUGGGAGACCUGGAUGAAAUCGAGGCGAACCAGUUCGAUGCCCAUGCCCGUAUGUUCCUGGAGGUUCUCAGGUAUACGUACCACAAGACCAACAGAUUCGAGCCCGAGAGCCAGACCUCGGCGACACUGCUCCGCGAAAGCGAGCUGCGCAAAUUGGUCGCCCAGUAUGCCGCGUGCAAGAUGCGCGAGCUCGCCUUUUAUGUUCCUGCGUCUAUUCGGGUGCCGUCUUCGCCCACUCAUGGUCCCGGAUCUGGGGUCAGUGUCAUAGCCGGGCCCGGUGGAGGACUGAGAGAGCUUUUGGAUAGUAUACCAGAACUUGCCUCUGAUUUGGUGUUCCGUAUGAUGUAA